Cutaneotrichosporon oleaginosum is the source of this 5556-nucleotide messenger RNA. RefSeq lists its product as uncharacterized. NCBI's taxonomy places the organism in Eukaryota, Fungi, Basidiomycota, Tremellomycetes, Trichosporonales, Trichosporonaceae. The record is from RefSeq and is a predicted model, not a curated record.
UGAGCCAUCCGCAGGCCGCAGGCCUCUUGACUCUUGAAGCAUGCGAAUGCAUGCGGCACGCUUGGCAAGCGCAACAGAUCAGGCGGAUGGCAGUGCGGAGAGAGCCAGUACACUCCGUAUCACGUGGCCGGCCCUAUCCGUACAUGACGCAUCCGCGUACGAGUGCGAGCGUUCGUGAGUGCGAUGGCCACCGCCACCGCCCACUCGACAGCUCUUAAACUCUCAGCAACUCUUGCUUGUUCAUCUGCUCUGUCUCCCAUACCUUAGAACGCCCACUCGGCACAAUAACUACCUCUCCGUCGCGUUGGCAACACAGCGCACGACAACCUCCCAACUUGGCCAUCCACCACAUCAACCCUCACCCCUUCCUGCUCAACCCCCUACUCCCCUCUUACCCCCAGUUGCUCUCCCCAUGCCGCCACAAGGGCAUGCAGCCCUUUGGAGCGCGGGAAAAGACGAGACCGUAGAGGUCAACCAGCGCGCUCUGAUUGACAAAAUCCUCGCGCGCUACUCCGGCGAGCAUACCAUUUUUCGCGAGCUGCUUCAGAACGCUGACGACGCUGGCGCGCAGAGCGUCCAGGUCAAGUUCUAUACUCAAGCAGGCGUGGACGCUGCGGAACGCAGGGCACCCGCACCCCUUCCUGAUGCGAGCAAGGAUGCAAUUGUCCGCUACGUCGUGUGCAAUGACGGUAUCCCAUUCCGGCCAGAGGACUGGCAUCGCCUGAAGAAGAUCGCGGAGGGCAACCCCGACGAGGACCGCAUUGGUGCUUUUGGCGUUGGGUUCUACUCGCUCUGGAGCGUUUGCGAGGAGCCGUUUGUUGAGUCCGGAUCCAAGUGGAUGGGCUUCUACUGGAAAGACGGCAAAGAUCAGCUCGUUGCCCGCUCUGGCGAUUUCCCUCCCGAAUACAAGCCUUCCGUGUCUGAGCCGUCUCACUCUGGCCAUCCAUGGACGACCUUCACGAUGAACCUUCGCGAGCCGAUGCCGCUGGAGGCACCUCUCGAGUUCGCGCGCUUUCUCGUCACCUCCCUCACAUUCAUGCGCACGAUCCGACACGUUGACAUGGUUGUUGAUGGCACUAAGGUGUUAGAGGUCCGCAAAGACGUCAAGGGCCAGAGCGUUGCACCAAGCAUGAACCUUAACACCAGGUCGCCGUCGGGCAUGUUCAACGUGUACAAGGUUGACGCCACAAGUAUGGUGAUAACUGCACGUGUGAUGAAGUGGCUUUCAGCGACUGGCACCAAGCCGCCGCCCAUCCCUCCAGCACUUGCUAAGCCUGCCAAGGCUGUCGGUGGCUUCCUAACAUCUUUCUUUGGGAGGAGUGCACCGCCCACGCCAAGUCCCGAACCACCCUCUAGUCCCAUGCCGACUGAAGAUCCAACACAUGUGGACGUGCUCGCGCGCGAGAUUCAGACCUUCCAGGCCGACGUCAAGGUGUCAGUCACUGCCGCAUUCGGGCGUGAGCUCGAGCGCGCGACAAAGAAGUCCGCACCGCAGCGCAUGCCCGCCAGUCUCGUCUUUGCGCACGAGGAAGAUACGGCCAAGACCGCCGACGGGUCAGAGGCGUCAAACAAGAAGGCUGCUGUCGUGUUUGCAGGUCUCUGCCCUCCCCUCGACGGCGAGAAGUCGGCCAAGAUUUUCAUCGGUCAGCCGACGGGCCAGACGACGGGUAUUGGCGGGCAUUUGGCGGCGCGCUUCAUCCCAACCGUUGAGCGCGAGUCGAUCGACCUUGUAGAUCGUCAUAUCUCGCAGUGGAACAAGGAGCUUCUUUGGGUCGGGGGAUGUCUUUCGCGCCUGAUCUACGAGCUCGAGUUGACGGACCUCGCGAAGAAGUGGGGAGCGACGUCCCGGACCGACACCACGACCCGGGAAAAGAUUCUUGCUCGAGGCCUACACGCUCUCCGCUUCUUCUCCUUCCGGCCCACGACUCCUUCGGCGCUGGUCGGCUCGGAGAUGGAGUCGGCAUUUUUCUCAUGUGCACGAGACCCGCCCAGCAUGCCUAUCAUCUCCACCGGGGGCAUCCUUCGCGUAGACAAAGUCCGCAUCCCCGACGCUUCUCUCCUUGAGUUCCUCCCCGAGUUGCCCGUCGUCACACCAGCGACUGUGGACAAUGCAUCGCGCAUGGUCAACCGGCUCCGCGAGCGCAAUCUCCUGCAUGACAUCGUCUUUGAGGACGUAGUUCAACAUCUCAACGCCCGCCCAUUGUCCGAGAAGGAGAUGAUGGCAGCCCUGAACUGGUGGCAGUCCAUCGCGAACACAGACGUUUAUAAGAACAACGCGCAAAUUCGCAACCGUCUCCUCCAAGCUGCGAUCCUCAUCACCGACCAGAAUAAGGUCGUACCUUUAGGUGAUAUCAAGACAUACGUCAACCCCCAGAGCUCGUCCAUACCCACCGACAUGCCUCUCCCACCAGAUACCAUCCCAUUCUCUGUGACCAAGCAGCUCAAAAUGUCGACGAUUACCCAAGUUUUCGGCUGGGUCGAGCUUACUGUCCCAGCGUACAUUGGCUUUUUAACCCGCCCACCCAUGACGGGCAUCAAUGGCGCGAAUCCUGACACGGACGUGUGCGUCUCACCCGUGUUCUCCGAGCGCGUCCUUACUAUGCUUGGGCGCGCGUGGCAGAACAUGAACGCGCAGAGGCAGGCCGAGGUUGCUGCGCUGCUUAAGGAGGUCGCAUGCAUUCCCACGCGCACGGGUUUCAAGAAGCCCCGCGAAUCCUACUUCCAUGCGAAUCUCCUCUUCGACGACCUUCCCACGCUGGCGUUCCCCAAGACCACCAGCAUCCGGGGCGGCCUCGAGAUGAUGCUGUUGGCCAUCGGAGUCCGCAAGACCGUGGACCUCCAGCUCAUUUUCUCUCGACUUGUUGGCGGUGGAGAGUGGUCCUGCAUCGAUCUUAUGAAGUACCUCGUGUCAGUUAAGGACUCGCUCACGAACGAGGAGUGGGCGCGCCUACGCCAGACCGCCGCGUUCCCUCUUGAGCAGCCUCGCCUGAAGGACGGGAGCAAAGCGCCCCUUGAGCGGCGCAAGCCUCAUGAGCUGUAUGAGCCGACGGACAGCAUGCGCGAGCUUGGCCUGCCAGUGCUAGAGUGGGACGAGCACAAGUGGAAACCGACUUCCGAUGAGGCGCGGUUGCUGUACAACCUAGGUGUACGGCGCUUCCCUCCGGUGGAUGUCCUUCUGGGACUGGCCGCGGGCGCCCCUCCGACGAGCGAGAAGGCGUUUGCUUACCUUCUCAAUCACAUCCACGACCACUACAUCGGCUUCGAGCCACGCCAGUUCAGCACUGUCUCAUUUAUCCCAGCAACAACCGCCACGGGCAACGCGAUUCUUGCGAGGCCGGGAGAGGUAUUUACAAAUCCCGCGUGCAAAACGCUUGGGUUUCCCGUCGCGCGUGGCCUUGCGUCGCUACCCGAAAACGUUGCAAAGCUCAAAAUCGACACUGACCCGCCGAUGAACCGGCUCGUCCUCUCAUUCCUUGCUGCUCCUGAAUCAGACGCCGGCCGUGCUCGUGUUAUUUUUGAGUACCUGGCCUCGCGUAUGGGCACAGGCACGCUCAGUGCCCUCACUCCCUUGGCAGCGCGUGCCUUCAUCCCGGUCCAGCAGAAGAAAACGUCCAUGGACGCUGCUGCAGCGCGCCUUGCUCGCCCGGACGAGGUGUUCUUGGCUUCGGGGCAGACUGACUCGUUGUACGCAUCGGCGUUCACGUUCGUUGACUUCGGUCCAACCGCCAAUAUGUUCCUCCGCAACUGCGGUGUGAAGUCGGAGCCUUCUACUAAGGACAUUGCUCGCCUGUUGCUCGGCUCGCCUGAGCGCAUGUUGGAGCAGGCCGGCCGUGAGCGCUACCUAGAGCAGUUACGCAUCUUGGCGACCAACAUCAACAACUUCGAUGCUACCAUGCUCAAGACCAUGCGAGACACGCCAUUCCUCCUUGCUUCCCAGUUGGUAAAGAAGGAGAAACGCGGCGGAGACAACCAAGACAACUAUCGCCGGGAGUGGGUGCUUACAAGAGCGGCCGACACAGUUGUCGCGGACAACGCGACACUACACUCAUUCUUUGGCGAAUUCGUGCUCACAGCACCCGAGGAGGCGAUCCUCGAAUCAUUUUACACUUCUCUGGGUGCUAAGGCGUUAUCCGCAUGUGUAUCGACGGAGUAUAUCCCCCAAGCAAUUCGGCAAGGAUCCUCCUCCGAUGCGGCACGCAAUCGCGCGUUCAUCCUCGAGCGCCUGACUAUCUUUUUGGGCCACCACUCACGCCGCGUUACAGACUACACGGCCGACUGGCUCGCUAAAGGCGAUAACUUCACAGUGUCUGAGGCGAGCAACAUUCUCGCGCGCUAUACGUACCGCGACGGUCGGAAUGUGCACCAGCACGUUGAGAAACUGUACGCGAUGGCUACGCGUCUGCCACGCCGGAAGGAGGUGGUUAUGACUGUCGCCGUCAACAUGGAGCCAGACUUCUACGAUGUGGCCAAUGCCCUUUGUACCGUGCUGUUGAAGCAGCCAAAGAUCGACGACAUUUUGAUGCUUGAGUCGAUCAUGCGUACAUCGCUGCAAUCACUCAAGAAGCGCGGCUUUAACGUCGACCGGAUCCUCAAUGCCCAGCGCGAGGAGCAUCUUCGCAAGCAGGCUGAGGCCGUGAAGGAGCGCGAGGCGCGUGAGGCGUCCCGGCCGCCCUCUUCUACUGCUGCGCCGCACCAACCGAUAGCGGAGGCUGGAAGGCAGACAGUCAAGGGCGCUGGAGCGCCGCCUCCUCACACCCCCGAUCAUGCCGUUAACGCAAUGGGCAAUGGAGGCCUGAUGGGUAUGCUCAAGCGCUUUGGGGCGGGCACACCCCCUCCGGCGCCGGUCAACACAGGCGUUCCUCCCAGCUACGGCGAUCUGGGCACCGGCCCCGGACCCAGAGGCAGCUUCCAGGGCAACUCGACGUCCCGACCGUCUGGCAUGGAUCAAAUUCGCGAGACGGCUCGCAAGGCCGUAGCUGCCUCCAAGCCUGGCAACGGAGCACUGGAAAUAAAAAGCGCCGCGCAGAAUAUUGCAUCUCCUCCUGAGAGCCAGCAGAACUACUGUGACGCGUCUGCCGGAGCGAAUAUCCGCUUGGCAUACAACCCAGGUCCGCAUAGCUGUCAGGUGUGGCUUCCUUCGGACCAGAAGGAGUUUGAGGGCGCACAGAUGGCGACGAGCCAGCGUUUCAUUGCGCAGAUCCUCCUUCCGCUUGCAGGAGUCUUUGGGCUCCAACCAGCCGUUGUAAACGUCUUCUGGGACCGCGAAGGACCGCUGAUAGCUUUCAACCGUGAUGGCACAGCCUUCUGCAACGGGCGAUUCUUUGAGGCAUGGAAUGACGCCUCCGUGCAGAGCGGACAGCGCUCCGACGCCCUCAUCUCGUGGUACUUCACGCUUGCGCACGAACUCGCCCACAACCUUGAGAGUGCGCACAACGCUUCCCAUGAGUUUUACUUUUCGUCAAUAGCAGAGGAGUACCUCAUUGCGUUUACCAAGCUGCUGAAAGACAUACAAUAGCCACGUCGCACCCUAGACAUGUAUAUGGUGUAAUUAUUCUA